AUGUGACUUGACUCGCCAAUGACGGAAAUAAGUGUUUUAUAUCGUGUUGAUGUGGCUGUCAUGACUGUACCAUUAGGAUCAGUUUUUGUUGUUAUAGCAUGCUUGCUAUUUAUUAUCCGGAUAUAUAUAGUUGUCAGGAAUGGGCAAAACUGUAAACCUGGAAACAAAGGACGGAUUACUCUACUUGUCGUUGCGGGAUCAGGUGGUCACACUACAGAAAUCCUGCGAUUGAUGAAGAGCCUUUCCAGUGCUUACUCACCUCGAGUCUACGUUAUUGCGGAUACAGACAGGAUGAGUGAAGAGAGAAUCCGUGCUUUUGAAAAAUCCAAACAACUCUUGGACUGUGAUCCACAGUUCACUAUUCAUCGGAUCACACGGAGCCGAGAGGUACAUCAGUCAUGGAGUUCUUCAGUUCGAAGCACCCUGAAUGCCCAGUUUUACUCGAUACCCCUGAUCUUUAGAGUCAGACCUGACAUGGUGCUGUGUAACGGCCCAGGGACCUGCGUUCCCCUUUGCAUAGCAGGACUCCUGCUUGGAACUCUAGGAAUUAAGAAAGUAUUGAUUGUUUUCAUUGAAAGCAUUUGUCGGGUGGAGUCGCUAUCACUCACAGGGAGAAUACUUUACCACUUUUCAGACUAUUUUUUUGUGCAGUGGGCCAGUCUGAGGGACAGCUAUCCAAAGUCUAUUUUCCUUGGCAGAAUAGUGUAAACAUUUAUUUUGUCACAGGAGAGUAAAUGUGCAAAAAGUAAAAUUUAUUUGAAUACAUUUUUUUAUUUUCAUUUGACUAUUUCAUUGGAUAGUAACCUCGUGCAUUUGACCAGUAAACUAAAGUGUAGGCCAAACCUUUCCAAAUGAUUAGUGGUGGAGCUUUGUCAAAAAACAUGGACUAAAAUGACAAUACGCUCCAGCCACCUGAAACAUGUUGGGCCUGGUUUACUACAGGAUUGCACUUAAUUGCUUUUGCAAACAGAUGCAGAGGCUGAUCUACUGCCAAAUGGGCAAAAUUGCAGCAAAGUUCAUGUUGCGCUUUUCAACCAAAAAGGGCAAAAUUACUGGAUGGAGUCGAUGAAAAUUCAGCACUUCAGUUAUGUGGUUUAUCAAACCCAAGACAAAUUUUGCGGUGGCGGAUUUGGAGUCUUUCAAUAUUUAAACAUUUAAACAUUUUUGAAAUUCCAGAAAAAAAAAAUUAUUGCAACAUCUUAGAUUUAAACAGUAAUGCAACUUCAGAGCUUCUAAAUUAUCUAAGCCUGAGAUCAGCCCUUAUAAUGUGAGGGCUGACUUGGAGCCAGUCACAAGGAGUCAUGUAAUAUCACCGAUGACAAAACUCCUUUCAACUCUGCAUUUUCUUGGUGCUGGCCUCUCCCAGUGCACUUUUUUGGGUCUACAGUCCCAAGUUUUAAACACGUUAGGAUGGGCAAAAACAUCCAAUUCCCAUGCAAUUGGGGCAAGUUAAAUCAAACAAAUCAUGGCUUUUGUGCGGUUGCUUGCAUCCUGCAAAUUAUCAGCCGUAUAGAUUUCAUUUUUGUAACUCAUUAAUGUUUCUUUUCCUUCUCCAUAACACUUCUUUGCGGUCCACUUCCAAAUUUUCCAUUAUCGCUACCUAAAGUGCAAGAUCCUUUUAAAUAUGCAGAUUUGGGUUCCUUGUUUCGAUUCCAAUUCCAAGAACUUCUCGAUUCCGAUUCUUUUUGGGGACAAGGCCAAAAAAGUUUGCAUGGUUUAAAAAAAAGGGGUGUCCAAAGAACGGCCAGCUAUUUUUAGGGAGCGCAGCAUAGACCAAAAUGAACAUUUGCCUGUACUGUACUACAGUACUUACUUCCUACACUUGAGUGGCAAGGCAGGAGAAGAGAACCAUUCACACGUCAUUCAGUGUCACUGGCCACCCCAGUAUCCUGAAAAUUAUUGACAUUUUGCUUUAUUACCUAGCUUUUAUUAACUAAACAGUAUAUAUAAAAAAUAUAGCUUCACAUAUCUUUAACUACACUGAUGGAUGUUUGUGUUAAAUAAAGAUGACAAAAUGUCUCUUAAUUGCCUCCUUUGAUUUUUCGCUCUGUGGCCUUGGAAAAUAAAGUUUGGGAAGCGCCAGUUAUUUGUGGAUUAAAUCAUCUGAACUUCUCUAUGAAUUUUAAUUUUAUUAACUUUACUAUAGAUUUCUCACAGGGUUAUUUUUAAUCAGUAUUAAAAUAAAAGCUAUGAACUUAAAUGUAUAUCUUUAUAUUUUCUUUUCACAGGCAUAUAGGUUACACGUUAAAGAGAGAUUUAUUUUAUAAAAACUUUUGAAAAUAAAUGUAUCCUUGUGUCUAACUCUGCCGGUACUUAAAACAUGCUAGUGAGCUCCCACUGACUGGCUAAUGUGGUGUAUAGUGAUAUCAGUCAAAAGUAGAAUAACUUGACAACCCAGUCCAGAAUAGCAACAGGUACAGUAUAAACUAAAAAAAACAGUUAUUGUUUUUUAUCAUAUCUGCGUUUUUAGGCAAUGUGCAGACAGUGUCUCCUGCGCUCCCUUGGUAUAGAAAAUACAUAUUCUAAUGUUAACUGGUUAUUUGCAUUUGUACUGUUAGAAUAAAUGUACAUUUGUUAUCCCAUAUUUACUCUUAUAGUAUUUUCAAAGCAUGCAUUUAGCAGUAUGUUGAUUGUAUCACAAAAGUUGACGUCUGUGAAGAGGACUGUGCCCUCAUCAAAAGAUAGCGGCUGGAACAAUUUGCGGUCAAAGGUUGAAGCAAUCAGCGCUGAUGAAGAACACAUCUCCACAAUGAGUCAUAUAUGUGAUUGUUUUACGUUGCUGCUUUGUGUGCCCUUAUCUCAAGAUAGUAGCAACGUCUGUGUAACUAGAUACCGCCCUAAGAAAAUAAAAAGAGGGAUCGACAGAGUGUGUUCAGAGCGGUCGGAGUUUGUAAACUGCGAACAACUCUAAUCGGUCUCCUCGCGAGUAUAUAAACCA
Molecule: messenger RNA, 2938 nt
Organism: Phycodurus eques (leafy seadragon)
Lineage: Eukaryota; Metazoa; Chordata; Actinopteri; Syngnathiformes; Syngnathidae
Gene: alg14
Product: ALG14 UDP-N-acetylglucosaminyltransferase subunit
Exons: 4
Coding region: 19-708 (229 amino acids)
Biological process (GO): dolichol-linked oligosaccharide biosynthetic process
Cellular component (GO): UDP-N-acetylglucosamine transferase complex
Source: RefSeq, a predicted model, not a curated record